UAUUAUUAAAUAUUGCUAAUUAAUAAAAUGAAAUAUUUCAUCGCGACUAAUAAUACAACCGUUUUUAUUUUCUAAUUCAUGCCAUAGACAUUAUUAAACAUAGACAUCAACCGUGAAAAGUGUCUAUGAUAUUUUUUAUUAAUGUUCUUGUAUCCUUUUCCGGUUCUUUAGGAAUUAGCGCGAAAGUAAAAAACGAUAUUCGCAAUAUUUUGUUGACUUGCAGAAGAAAGUUAGUAAAUAUGGAUGAAAAGCUGAGUAAUAUUCAAGAUAUAGACGUCAACAGCCCGGAGUUUUAUGAUAAAGUUCAAGCAGAAAUAGAAUUCGACACUGCUCGAAUGAAGAAAAAUGUUGAAGUUCUUAUGAAUUUACGCUUGGAAGCUGCAGAAAUAGAGGUAGAAACAGCAGCGUUAUUCCACGCCGAGAUUUGGUACGAUAUGCUGGAUAAACCCGAAGAUGACAAUGAUGAUGAUGAUCUCUCGGAUGGUGGUGAUGAUGAAUCUGGUGAAGAUCAAGAUAUGGAAGAAGAUGCAUCUACCACACCAAUUGAAGAAAAGAAAUAAUUCUUUUUUUAAUUGGUUUUUUGUUUUUCUUUGUUAGCAUUAAAUAAAAAUAAUAAAAUACCAAGCUUAGGUACCUAGUAAAUAUUUAAUCGUGCAGAAGUGCAGAUAAGUCGUACUUAGUUAGAAUAGUUAGUAUGGCCAAGGUAUACCUAAUUAUAUUUUGUAGUUGCCUAAAUGUUAUAAAUAUGCUCAAUUUCA
Messenger RNA from Spodoptera frugiperda (fall armyworm), 758 nucleotides. RefSeq lists its product as uncharacterized. Bases 126 to 560 code for a protein of 144 amino acids. NCBI's taxonomy places the organism in Eukaryota, Metazoa, Arthropoda, Insecta, Lepidoptera, Noctuidae. The transcript has 2 exons. The record is from RefSeq and is a predicted model, not a curated record.